CAGCCAGGGGGCAACAGGGCGACAGGGCGUUUGAACAGCGGCCAGCCAGAGGCCAGCCAGAGGCCCAGAGGCAAGGGCCGCGGCGGGCCAUCCUGGACAGGGCGACGGGGACGGCCAGAGGGCCCCGGAAAUGCACUCCAGGACCUGGACGCCGUGGCGCCCUCGUUGCUUAAGUUGACUGCGGACACCGCGGAGUGUUGGCACACCACCACCAUGCGUCUCUUGAACGGCUCCUCCAGCGCCGAGGCAGGGCUGCUUGCCUUCCUGCCCGAGCCCAUGGCCAGGACGGACACGGGAGGCAAGCAGAUGCUGGGAUGGAACCACCCGCCGGAGCACAUGGGCAUGGUGCACGAGCACUGGAGGCAGUACGAGGCCAUGAGCAUCUACUGGCAUCUCGGACUCGCCAUGGUCUACACCUUCCUCAUGUUCAGCUCACUCAUCGGCAACGGGCUCGUGGCGUACGCCUUCUUCACGUGCAAGGCCCUGCGCACGCCGUCCAACAUCCUGAUCGUGAACCAGGUGGGCAUGGACAUGAUGAUGUUCGUCAACAUCCCGUGGCUCAUCGUCAACUCCGUGGCGGGCCACAUCGUGGGCUGGGAGACGGGCUGCGACGUGUACGCCUUCUUCGGCGCGGUGGGCGGCAUGGGCUCGGCCAUGAACAACGCCAUCAUCGCCUUCGACAGAUACAGGACGAUCGCGUUCCCCAUCGACGGCAGGAUGUCCGGCAAGCAGACCACGGCCCUGGCCAUCUUCGCCUGGCUCUGGGCCCUGCCGUUCUCCAUCCUGCCGAUGGUGCAGGUCCUGGGCGGCAAAUUCGUCCCAGAGGGCUUCCUCACGUCCUGCUCCUUCGACUUCCUCACGGACGGCGACGAGACGCGUUUCUUCAUGGCCACCAUCUUCACGUGGGCCUACGCCAUCCCCGUCACGCUCAUCUCCAUCUUCUACUCCAAGCUGUUCGGCAAGGUGCGCGAGCACUCGGCCAUGCUGGCGGCGCAGGCCAAGAAGAUGAACAUGAAGAGCCUGCAGAGCAACGCGGACGCCGACAAGGAGUCUGCCGAGAUCAAGAUCGCCAAGAUCGCCUUCACCAUCUUCUUCCUCUUCAUCGUGGCCUGGACGCCCUACGCCGUGGUGGCGUUCGUCGGCGCCUUUGGGGACCGAUCGCUGUUGAGCCCCGUGACCACCAUGCUGCCCGCCAUCGCCGCCAAGGUGGUGUCCUGCAUCGACCCUUGGAUCUACGCGCUCAACCACCCCCGAUUCAGGGCGGAGAUCGAGAAGAUGGUGCCGUGCCUCAAGGGGCAACCGAAGAAGCCCAAAUCCGAUGCGGCCAGCGACAGCAAGUCCGUGGCCACGGAGGCGACGGGAGACGCCUCGUAGGGCCCCGCCGCCCCGCCGCGGCUCCGGUGGC
Molecule: messenger RNA, 1405 nt
Organism: Thrips palmi
Lineage: Eukaryota; Metazoa; Arthropoda; Insecta; Thysanoptera; Thripidae
Gene: Rh5
Product: opsin-3
Exons: 7
Coding region: 214-1374 (386 amino acids)
Biological process (GO): visual perception; G protein-coupled receptor signaling pathway
Cellular component (GO): membrane
Molecular function (GO): G protein-coupled receptor activity
Source: RefSeq, a predicted model, not a curated record